GGUUUUCUGGAAAUCGUCACAGCGGUCCGGGGCCAUUAAACGCGUUAUAUGUGUCUUGCAAUUUGAUCCCGCGGCGCUCGGCGCGGUGCGGCCCGAUCCGACGAGUAAUUUACGCGAAUUCCUGGGCGUCCGGGUCCUCCCUCGGCCGAGGGCCUCCUGGGUUCCUUCCUACGCGCGCCUGAUGCGACCGUGCGGUCCCCGAGUCCUCGCGCACCCGUUGUGUCAUCGUCAUCACGGCAUCAUCCGCGACAUCGACGAGUCGCGUCACCCAGGUGUGGUGCCGCCCGCAGCAUCGUCUCGCCGAUUCCCUACUCGAGUAAAUGAGUGCAAGUUUUUGAGUGAUGCAGGGCAUAAUGCCAGUUAAGACAAAAGCUCGCGUUCCUGAAAACAUGGGGGUCACAGAUGGACUGGUGGAUGCCCGUGCUAAGCAAGUUCUAAGAGAAGCUGUAGACACGGUUGUUAACAGCUUUGCGAAGCACAGUCAGGGUUAUGGCAGAGUAAACGUUGUGGAAGCAUUGCAAGAAUUUUGGCAAAUGAAACAAGCCAGAGGUGCAGAAUUGAGAAAUGGUGCAUUAGUUAUUUAUGAAUCUGUCCCUGGUGCUAAUCCGCCUUACAUUUGUUACGUAACACUUCCUGGAGGAUCUUGCUUUGGAAGCUUUCAAAAUUGUCCCACAAAGGCGGAAGCGCGCAGAUCGGCUGCGAAAAUUGCACUGAUGAAUUCUGUAUUUAAUGAACAUCCAUCGAGAAAGAUUACUGAUGAUUUUAUCGAGAAAGCUGUCGCAGAAGCGAGGGCCAGCUUUGCGAAACCUUCAGCAACAUCAAACGGAGUCAGUAGCCAAGCACAAGGAAGUGGCGACGAGAAGGAAGAUCCGAACACAGGUAUAGGAGCGUUUCGUUUUAUGUUGGAGUGCAAUCGUGGGAGAACAAUGUUGGAGUUCCAAGAAUUAAUGACAGUCUUUCAAUUGCUUCAUUGGAAUGGCUCUUUAAAAGCUAUGCGAGAGAGGCAGUGCAGCAGGCAGGAAGUAGUCGCGCAUUAUAGUCAUCGGGCAUUAGACGACGACAUGCGUAGCCAAAUGGCAUUAGACUGGGUGGCCAGAGAGCACGAAAGCGGUGGAGGAGUCGUGGCGAUGGAACUCGGUUUAGCCGAGCGUGAACUCGAGACUGCGCGAUUAGCGGGCCGAGAACUUAGAUUUCCGAAAGAAAAGAAGGACAUACUGAUGCUCGCACACGCGCAAGUCUGUCCGCAAUGAGUUCUCUAACGCGAACGUCGUUCAAAUAAAUAACACAUAAGACUGGUCUUUCGCAAGGGAUGAUAAUAGUUUCGAACAAGAAUGUUUCUCGAAUAAUUCUUUUUUUUUUUUUUUUUACAAAGUCCGACUUUACUUAAUCCUUUUUAAGGCUCUAACUUUGUAUGUGGCACAAACUAUUCCGUCCUUUUUAUAAAAUGUAUCUUUUAGUAGAGCUUUUUUUGAUAAAGCAUUCCUGGUGAUAAUAGAUCUUAAAUGGGAUAUCUUGAUAUAAAUAGGAUUAUUAAGUAUACAUCUACAAAUAUUACAUGCAUCAUUGAAAGUUAUAAAGAUAUACUGCGCAUUAAAGUACUAUUGCAUUUACAUAUCAAAUCUAUAUAUGUAUAUAUUUCGGGAUGCAAAGUUUUGUCUUCCAUUAUUUGUUUAUUAUUUUGUACGAAUUUUGUUUUCUUAAUCAGAGUUUGAUCGAAUAAGAUCAAAUAUAGAAAUUAAAAUAUUAAUAAAUAUAUAAAAAAUGUACAUGUGAUAUUCACAUUGGUACAAACUACAAAACAGAAUUUUAAGAUAAAAUUUUAAGAUAAUGAUUAAGAAAAAACAGGGUAUAUAUAUGAAAACAAUAUAUUUACUGAUUUUUAUCGAUCUAUAAGAAUAUUAAAAUAAAUCUGUAAAUUUUUUUAACAACCUGCAUAAUUAUAUAUUGAGCUAUAAAACUUCAACAGGAGCAAACUUUCAACACAUCGUAUUAUAUUUUAGGUGAAUAGGUUUUUCAUAUAUUGCAAGGUAUAGACACUUGCUUUUAGCAACAUACUAUUCUUGUCUUUUUAUGAAGAUAACAUGAAGAAAGAAUAUAGGCGAUUAUAUUAUCCCCAUAUUCAUAUUCUCUGUUGUUAUAAAUUAGUAUAUUUUAUAUAAACCAAAAUUUGAAAAAGGGUAAAUGUACCCCUUCCGCAAGCACAGUUGAAUAGAAUAUAGUUUAUAAUUGUUUUAUAUAAUAUUUUA
This is a messenger RNA of Nylanderia fulva, 2246 nucleotides long. RefSeq names its product Limb expression 1 family member lowfat (gene lft). Lineage: Eukaryota; Metazoa; Arthropoda; Insecta; Hymenoptera; Formicidae. The record is from RefSeq and is a predicted model, not a curated record. Gene Ontology annotation, biological process: autophagosome maturation. Gene Ontology annotation, cellular component: cytoplasm.